UUUUGCAUCGCUGGCGGCGCGGACACACUGGUCCUCGCACCGAACCCGAACUCUGAGCAUCUGAGCAUCCACAGCCGGAGUAGGAGCGGAGCGGAGCGCAGUGGCAGCGGAGCAGACGAUGUCCUCGAACCACCAGCAGUCCCCCGCCGCAGUGGCCGCGGCCGUGGCCAGCUGCAAGCUGAAGCAGCAGCAGCGCCGUCGCCUGGCGGCCUUCGACUUCGACCACACGAUCGUGUCGCAGAACACGGACACCGUGGUGCGCGACCUGCUGCCCACGGAGGUGACCAGCGCCCGGGCCAACGAGCUUGUGGAGAACGACUGCUGGACGGAGUACAUGGCCGAGGUGUUCCGCCUGCUGCACGAGCAACAGGUGUCGGAGGCGCGCAUUAGGGAUACCAUUCGUGGCAUUCCCGAGGUGCCCGGAUUCGUGCGCCUAAUCAAGCACCUGGCCAAGCGGCUGCACUACGACCUGAUCAUUAUCAGCGACUCGAACAGCGUCUUCAUCGACGAGUGGCUGCGGGCACACAACCUGGCCGAUUGCUUUGUGGCCGUCUUCACCAAUCCGGCGGAAUUCGAUGCCACCGGACGGCUGAUGGUCCGCGCCCACCACCAGCAAUCGGACUGCAAGCUGAGCGCCAGUAAUCUGUGCAAGGGCCGCGUGCUGGAGCACUUUGUCAUCGAGCAGGACCUGCGGCGCAGCAUACGCUACGACCACGUCUUCUACGUGGGCGACGGCAACAACGACAUCUGCCCCGUGCUGCGGCAGCGGGCGUGCGACUUUGCCUGCGCCCGCAAGGGAUUCGCCAUGGAGAAGCACCUGCUCCGCAACCGCAGCAAGUUGAAGCUGCGUGCCCAGCUUCUGAUCUGGAAGAGCGGCUUCGAUCUGAUGGACCAGAUGCUGGCCCUGCCGCAGCUGCAGACCCCUCAGCUGCAGGGCGAUGGCAAUCAGUCGGAUCAGAAUCAGGGUGCGGAUUCGGAUGCCGUAGUACCAGAGGUGGCACGACGGGCAUCGGCAGUUGCCGGGCCGACCAAGUCGCCCAAUUAAGGAGGCAUGUGCUCGCAUUUGGCACCGGCACGAGUAAGUAGAAACGGUAAUCCUAGAGAGCGAAGAUUAUCCAACUGCAGGAUUGCCAUCGCAAAGGACACUGAUUCUGAAACUGUUUAUUUGAAUUGAAAGACCCGUGUGUUUCUGGUUUUGGACUGUGCUGCGAUGGCAAUGAUGCGGUGCUACGAUGCCAGGAGUGCUCGUGAGGGUCCCAAAUGCGCAUAGCCAUGUCCGCAUCUAUCCCGAUCCCAUCAUCCCCAUCCAUUUGUAGCAUCAUGUGGUCUGGUCUGUUCUUUAUUUGAUCCGCUCGCCAAGGGGGCUGGGUGGAUCUGUAUCUGUGUGCCGGGACUUUACCUGCGAAACAAUUUGUCGAAAUCCAAACAGUACAACUUCGGAAGCGUGCCAGGAGCCAGGAGCCAGGAGGAGGCGUCAAUUUGGGCUGCGGCUGUUAGUGUUUAUUCCAUGAGUGUAUAUUGUAACUUGUUGUAAUUGAAAAUAUUGCCAGCUGUAUAUGAGUGUCCAUAUUAUAUGCAUUUGAAUGUGUGUUUUGCCGUUACUGCA
This is a messenger RNA of Drosophila yakuba, 1606 nucleotides long. Its product is annotated as pyridoxal phosphate phosphatase PHOSPHO2. The coding region runs from base 119 to 1045 and encodes 308 amino acids. The transcript has a single exon. NCBI's taxonomy places the organism in Eukaryota, Metazoa, Arthropoda, Insecta, Diptera, Drosophilidae. The record is from RefSeq and is a predicted model, not a curated record. Gene Ontology annotation, molecular function: phosphatase activity.